Phytomonas sp. EM1 is the source of this 635-nucleotide messenger RNA. The record is from the annotation of a GenBank genome assembly. Lineage: Eukaryota; Euglenozoa; Kinetoplastea; Trypanosomatida; Trypanosomatidae.
GGAGUUUAGAUUUCGAAAUAUUAAAAUUUACGCAUAAAAAUCCUUCCAAGCAUUAAUAUUUUUUCCUAAAGAGAAAUGACUGGUGAAAUCAGCGAGAAGGCGUUUCCUCUAGCGGAAGAUCGCCUUAGCCAAACGAUCCUCGAUCUCGUCCAGGAGGCAAGCAAGCUUAAGAUGCUUAAAAAGGGUGCAAACGAAGCUACAAAGGCACUGAAUCGUGGCAUAGCUGAUCUAAUUGUGCUCGCAGGUGACACUAACCCAAUCGAAAUUUUGCUGCAUCUCCCACUCCUAUGCGAAGACAAAAAUGUGCCCUAUGUAUUUGUACCAUCAAAGACCGCAUUGGGUCGCGCUGCUCAGGUGUCGCGCAAUGUCGUGGCUUUGGCAAUUCUUCAGAAUGACAACAGCCCAUUUGCUUCUUCGGUUCAACAAGUAAAACUGGAGAUUGAAAGGCUUUUAUAAAAAUGAUACCAAUGCUAAUGUUUUUUUUCUUGUAUCUAAUCAUAAUAUAAUUUUGUAUCUUCUUGAGCAUUGUACGAACAUUUUGGUGAAUAAAUUAUACAGCCUUCGAAAUAACUCUAUCUAGGUGAAAGUACAGGCCCACAUUAAUACAAUCUUUGUAAUAAAGUGCAUAAUAUUUA